AUGGCUACACAGUCGCCCGAGCUCGCUCAUAGUACAUUGCCCGUCGAGAAUCAUCAGAUGAACACAGAGCUCCUUGACGACGGCGACUCGUCUUUCGACGAGAUCUCAGCCUUUAGCGACACAGGAUCCCUUCAAUCCAGCAUAUUCAAAUACCGUAUUCAAAACGGUCGCACAUAUCAUGCUUACAAAGAGGGUUCCUACAUCCUGCCCAAUGACGAGUGGGAAAAUGAUCGUCUAGGUAUAAAACUAGUCCCAACCCAGGCAGAUACCGCGUCGUCUAACCCAGGCUGUCCAGACCAACAACACCAUUUGGCUUUACUGACGCUUAACGACCGUCUAUUCGAUGCUCCUGUAAAAGUGGACAGGCCGUUCAAACGUGUCCUUGAUGCCGGGUGUGGAACAGGAAUUUGGUCUAUGGAUUUUGCCGACGAACAUCCAGAAGCUGAGGUAAUGGGUGUUGACUUGAGUCCGAUCCAACCAACAUUUGUGCCACCGAAUGUUUCUUUCUUCAUCGACGAUAUUGAAGCCGACUGGACAUACACCAAGGCAUUCGAUUUUAUCUACUUGCGUGCAAUGACCGGUUCCGUUCGUAACUGGCCAAGACUCUUCAACCAGGCCUUCAAGAACCUCUCACCCGGCGGUUACAUCGAACUGAUGGACCCGAUUUAUCCCGUUGUAAGCGAUGACGGGACCGUCUCCAAAGACUCUGCAGUAUACAGAUGGAGCAAUCUGAUGAAUGAGGCCGCUACGAAAAUGGGAAGUGCUCUCGAUUCCGGAUUGACUUACAAAGACCAACUUAUCAAAGCUGGGUUUGUGAACGUGGUGGAAACACCUUACAAAUGGCCAAUGAACAAUUGGCCGCAAGACAAGAAGCUGAAGGAGCUCGGGGCAUGGGGAAACGUGAAUCUGGUUGGAGGAGUUCAAGGUCUGAGCCUCGCGUUGUUUACGAAAGUGCUGGGGUGGAAUGUGCAUGAUUUGGAACUCUUCCUUGUCGACGUUCGGAAAGAUCUACAUAACAAAGAGAUGCAUGGAUACUGGCGCGUGAACGUGGUCUAUGGACAGAAGCCUGAAUGA
This is a messenger RNA of Fusarium poae, 1074 nucleotides long. RefSeq lists its product as uncharacterized. The coding region runs from base 1 to 1074 and encodes 357 amino acids. NCBI's taxonomy places the organism in Eukaryota, Fungi, Ascomycota, Sordariomycetes, Hypocreales, Nectriaceae. Gene Ontology annotation, molecular function: methyltransferase activity. The transcript has 11 exons. The record is from RefSeq and is a predicted model, not a curated record.